AUGACAAUAGAUCGUAGGCGUAUUCAAGGACCAGAAUUAAGCGUUGCUCCAGUGAUAAUAAAAUCUCCAAGCGAUAAAAAAUCAAACGCUUUAGUAGAUGAGAAUGGUAAUAGGCUUGAUGGAAGAGAUUUAGAAGAUAUUCGAAAAAUUUAUUUAAAAACCGGUUUAAUAAGUCAAGCUAAUGGUUCAGCAUACAUAGAACUAAAUCAAACUAAAAUUGCUUGUGGUGUUUAUGGUCCACGUCAAACAAAAUUUCCAUUGUUUAGUGGGAAAGGAACCUUAAAUUGUGAAUUGAAAUUUGCACCAUUUUCAUGUUUGAAGCGUCGACAGCCUUAUCGUGAUGUACAAGAAAGAGAUCUUUCACAAUUAAUUUUUGAUGCAUUAUCACCAUCUGUAAGACUUGAAUUAUUACCAAAAUCAACAAUAGAUAUAUUUAUAAACGUGUUGGAAAAUGAUGGAACUACAUCUUGUUUAGCUGCUGCUAUAACAUGUGCUUCGGUAGCUUUGGCGGAUGCAGGGAUUGAAAUGUUGGAUUUGGUUGCUGCUUGUUCUGCAUCAUUUAUUGGAGGACGAAUUUUUAUAGAUAGUAAUCUGAUGGAAGAACAACAUGAAACAGGUUCUUUGAUAUUAUCAUAUAUGCCAUCAUUAAAUGAGGUAACACACAUUCUACAAUCAGGUGAAGUGGAUUUUACACUUACAACACAAGCUAUUGAACAAUGUACUGAUGCAUGCAACAAUAUCUAUUCAGUGAUGAAUAAUAGUCUUAUGGAAUCUGCAUGGGAAUGGGCAUGGGCACCAGGAGCUGUUGGCACCAUGCCAGGUACUAGUACCACUGCCAAAGUGCCGCCAUUUUUUAUUUAUUUUGCACCAAUUCUUCUGCCCGUGCUUCAACAUUUUAGGCAUAACUCUCAAAUAUUUCACUAUUGUGUUUGCUUUUUGAUGGGAGAUCUAAUAAAAAUAUACUCUGACGACUUUAUUUCAAAUAUCUCACAUGAAAAUAGUAUAACAGAAAUAAUUGAUAUAAUACUAAAAAACAUUGGACAGAGGUAUUGCGUGAUAAUCGAAAUGCCUGGCAAUGUCUGUAUUGUCAAGCAAAACGCACUUAAAAAAAAUGUACAUUCACAACUUAAAGAAAUUCAGAAAAAAUCUAAUCCUCUUAACGAUCUGCUAGAAAUACUUAAGUAA
Messenger RNA from Entrophospora candida, 1185 nucleotides. The record is from the annotation of a GenBank genome assembly. NCBI's taxonomy places the organism in Eukaryota, Fungi, Glomeromycota, Glomeromycetes, Entrophosporales, Entrophosporaceae.